Messenger RNA from Jaculus jaculus (lesser Egyptian jerboa), 1300 nucleotides. It is a transcript of the gene Sirt4, whose product is annotated as sirtuin 4. Lineage: Eukaryota; Metazoa; Chordata; Mammalia; Rodentia; Dipodidae. The coding region runs from base 50 to 994 and encodes 314 amino acids. The record is from RefSeq and is a predicted model, not a curated record. Gene Ontology annotation, molecular function: NAD+ binding; NAD-dependent protein lysine deacetylase activity. The transcript has 5 exons.
GUCCCGCAGUCUGACGGUUGGAUGUGAAGUGUCCUCUUGCUGUGAAAGGAUGAGAAGGAGUUGUGAGUUGAUUUUCACGUCAACAAAAGGCCCCUGGAUCACAAACCUCAGUCGGCCGUGUUCGCAAGGAUCUCUCGGGUUAUUUGUGCCACCGAGUCCUCCUCUGGACCCCGACAAGGUCAAAGAGCUCCAGCGCUUCAUCGGCCUUUCCAGGAAGCUCCUGGUGAUGACGGGUGCCGGGGUCUCCACCGAGUCCGGGAUCCCUGACUACAGAUCAGACAAGGUGGGACUCUACGCCCGAACUGAGCGGAGGCCCAUCCAGCACAGUGACUUUGUGCGCAGCGCUCCAGUCCGCCAGCGGUACUGGGCCAGGAACUUUGUGGGCUGGCCCCAGUUCUCCUCCCACCAGCCCAACCCCGCACACUGGGCUUUGAGCAACUGGGAGAGACUGGGAAAGCUACACUGGCUGGUGACUCAAAACGUGGAUGCUUUGCAUACCAAGGCUGGGAGUCAGCGACUGACCGAGCUCCACGGAUGUAUGCACAGGGUCCUCUGCCUGAAUUGUGGCGAGCAGACACCCCGUGGGGUGCUACAGGAGCGCUUCCGAGUCCUGAACCCCACCUGGAGUGCUGAGGCCCAGGGCCUGGCCCCCGAUGGCGAUGUGUUUCUCACAGAGGAGCAAGUCCAGAGCUUUCAGGUCCCACCCUGUGUUCGAUGUGGAGGCCCUCUGAAACCAGAUGUCGUUUUCUUUGGGGACACAGUGAACCCCAACAAGGUUGACUUUGUGCACAGGCGUGUGAAAGAAGCCGACUCCCUGCUGGUGAUAGGAUCGUCCCUGCAGGUGUACUCUGGUUACAGGUUUAUCCUCACUGCCCGGGAAAAGAAGUUGCCAAUUGCCAUUGUGAACAUCGGGCCCACCCGCUCCGAUGACAUGGCCUGCUUGAAGCUGAACUCCCGCUGUGGAGAGUUGCUGCCCUUAAUAGACCUGCACUGACCACAGUCUGCCCAUCCCGAGCCAAGAACGGACUUUCUCCUGAAUCUCGCUGCUAAAGAUCCCUAAGGAUUCAUCCCUUUCACCCAAACUAAUCAAGGCUCUAGGAUUGCAUACUGUAGAGGGCAGCAGAGCAACACCUCCAUGCCAGUCCAUCUCUGAAUGGUUUUCAGAGCCAAAGUGAUUCAAGCCCCUAAGAGGCGUGGUGGCGCGCACCUUUAAUCCCAGAAGUCAGAGAGGUAGGAGGAUCACCAUGAGUUCAAAGCCAGCCUGAGAGACUACAUAGUGAAUUCCAGGUCUGCUUGGGCU